AUGGCCCUACAAACCCUCCUCCGCGCAACCGCAUUCCGCAGUCCCCUCCUCCGCACCGUAGUCCCCACAGUCGCCCUGGCGUACGGCAUCCAAACCGCCGUAGCCAUCCCUUCCAUCGCUGCCGAAACUGAGCAGUAUUACGAUUUAUCAGGAAGCUUGACAUAUCUUUCUUGCACGGCGUUGUCGCUGGCGCUGCCGUACCUGCGAGCGCGCAGCGCAGGAAACUUCGCGGGAGGGCUGAGCGAGUAUUUGAGCGCGACUGGGCCAGGGCAGGCUGGGUGGUGGUGGAGACAUGUGGUGCUGAGUGCUGGGGUUGGGAUAUGGGCUACGCGACUGGGAUCCUACCUUUUCGCCCGCAUAACCAGCGACGGCCACGACUCCCGCUUCGACCGCAUCCGCAGCGCGCCCUCGAAAUUCUACGUCGCCUUCUUCGCACAAGCGACCUGGGUCUCGCUCUGCCUCCUCCCCGUCAUGCUAACAAACUCGCUGCCCCGCUCCGCUUUCGCGCUCUCGAGGCUGCAGAACGUCGCUCCGGCCGCUAUCCCGCAACCCGUCUCCGCGAACCCUUACUGGACCGACAUCCUCGGCGUCUCGCUGUUCCUCUUCGGCUUCAUUUUCGAGGUCCUGGCUGAUCGCCAGAAAUCUCAAUGGUCCAAGGAGAAGAAAGAGAAAAAGCAUUCCGAGGAGUUUUUGACCCGGGGACUGUGGUCCAAGUCGAGGCAUCCUAAUUACUUUGGUGAGAUUACGCUUUGGACUGGUAUCGCGGUCGCCGCUGGCGGGCUGCUCGUAAGGGGUCCAGCGCAGGCUGGAUUGGGCUUGGGCGGUGGUAUCUUGGGGAAGGCGACUGUUUUGGGCAUGUGUGCGGCGAGUCCUGGGUUUGUUACGUUCUUGUUGACCAAGAUCAGUGGGAUCCCGUUGAGCGAGGGCAAGUACGAUAAGAAGUAUGGCGAUAGGAAGGAUUAUCAAAAGUGGAAGAGGGAGACGCCAGUGCUUGUGCCUAAGCUGUUCUAA
Messenger RNA from Periconia digitata, 1011 nucleotides. Lineage: Eukaryota; Fungi; Ascomycota; Dothideomycetes; Pleosporales; Periconiaceae. The record is from the annotation of a GenBank genome assembly.